CGAGGCGUUGUCUUUGGCCACAGUUCCGCCUUAAAUUGAGUGCUGAAAGCAAUAGCAGUAUUGUGUCGGGGCGAGCAGGAUUCAGAGCGCUUGCAAGUUCCAGCUACAACAAGCAGAAUGCCAAAUUUGGGUGGUGGAAAUAAAUGUGGUGUCUGCCAGAAGACGGUUUACUUUGCUGAGGAGGUGCAGUGUGAUGGGAGAUACUUUCACAAGUCCUGUUUUCGAUGCAUGGCUUGUAAGAAGAACCUUGACAGCACUACACUAACUGUGCAUGCAGAUGAAAUCUAUUGCAAAGCCUGCUAUGGAAAAAAGUAUGGACCCAAAGGAUAUGGUUAUGGCCAGGGUGCAGGGACUCUGAGCAUGGACACUGGAGCAAGUGUGGGAAUAAAGCCUGCGCAAGCUACACCUCAUUACCCCACCAGUAAUGUCAAUGAAUCCAAGUUUGCUCAGAAGUUUGGCAGUUCAGAAAAGUGCCCCAGAUGUGGACAGUCAGUUUAUGCUGCUGAGAAAAUUAUUGGAGCUGGCAAGGCUUGGCACAAACUCUGCUUCCGCUGUGCAAAAUGUGGUAAGGGUCUGGAGUCUACAACUUUGGCUGACAAGGAUGGCGAGAUUUAUUGCAAAGCUUGUUACAGCAAAAGCUUUGGACCCAAGGGAUUUGGCUUUGGCCAAGGAGCUGGAGCACUUGCCAAUACCCAGUAAAGUAUGGUGAAAAGUCUGAACCUGAAGCAAACUACACUUGAUAUCUAUCUGUGAACUGUAGCUACAACAUGUCUGUUUACAUUUUGAUGUUCCAUUAAUAAUAGAUCAAGUUAACCACUGUUUAUAAACUGCACAUUUUCCUAGAAUUUCUACAUGGCUUGCCACAAACUGCUUAAUGUCCACUUUUAACAUCAGAAUAGUUGUCCUAAAUCCAAUGACUAGUGUUUUAAGAACAAAGUGAAAAUGAAUGAAGGCUGAUCUAACACUUAGCCCAGAAAUUUAAUUUUAGUGCAUUGAAUUCAGUGGUGAAGAUUAGGUACACAGACAUUGGAUUUACAGAAUUUUGACUUAUAAUUUUUGUCUUCCUGUACUUUGGUUUCUUUUGCUCAGCACUUUCACUAAAUCAAACAUAGUCAAAAGAUUUUAAUUAAAACUGUCUUUUACUGCAUGUUGUUGUCUUUUUGUUUUUUUUUUGUAGGCCUAAAAAUUGUCAUUUUUAUUGCUGUAGUAUGGGUAAAUCCUCUAGAACACAGCUCCUUUUUUUUUCUUAAUCAACUAAAGUUCAAUCUGACUUUUAAUAAUUGGUGGCUUGUGAGGGUGAGGAAGUUUCUUCAAAAAGGAGGAGGUUUACAUAGCUGAGUGGAAUUAUAAUGACUGAAAUUGACAUUAGAAACCCCUUCUGAGAAAUGGGAUUAAAGGUUGAGGAUUUGUCUGGUGGGUUAUGAACUAAGUCCAAAAAAAUUUCUGGAUAUUUCAGCUACAAGACCUGUCAGGAAUUUGGCAGUAUCUUCCUUGCCUAAUUGUCCCCUCUUAUCCAUACUUCCAGUCACCCUCGUACACAGUGGGAUGAGCAUCUUUAUUGAAACUGAAAAGUUGGAAAGGUUUCUACUUUUUGAAGUUGCAGUGGAUGACUGUCAACCUCCUGGUUUGAGCAGGGCAAUAGGCUGUAGAAUGAAUAUCGGCUACUUGGAUGAGGCUGUGAUGUUCCUGGAGAGGGAAAUGUGAGGGCAGCUAUGAAGUGUUGCCUUGAGUAGUGCUGUGUAGGCAAUGUCCGAAUGGGGUAAGCUCCUAAACACUACAUGUGUUUUUUUUUUUAAAAACCCUACAAUCUACUUAGCAGUAUUAGUCUCUGUCACUACUUGGAGGAAAUGCAUAAAAUUAACAGUUGAGUGCUGAGUUUACUUUAAAUUUAGCUACACAAUAUUGAACAAGUGGAUUUUGUAGAACUAGUGACUAAGUAAAUUUUGUCCCUCUGUUUUCAGCUGGUAGUUUAAAGUUCAAAGCUCAUACUAGAAUGAGUGAACAAGUGAGUAGCUGCAAGUGUUUUUCUUUCAGAUGAAUCCUCCCACUUUUUAAAUUGCAUUCAUUCAAAUAAAUUACUUAAUUUUUCAAGGCAAUUGGUAUAAAAUCUAGCCCCAAAUAAAUAAGAUCAGAUUUAUUCACAGAAUACAGCUAAUAAAAUUUUUGUAGAUUUCCUGUAGCAUUAAUAGAAAUGGCUAGACUGUAUAUCUUUGUGCCUGCAAGAAACAAAUUUUGAUCAUAGUUCUGUUAUAUUUCAAUUGGUUGUUUAAAUGUUUUUUUUCCAGGCAUAGAAGCAGUGGCUUUUAAGCCUCCUGAAGUUCUGAGCCUCUUGGGACCUCUCUUGUAGCAAGCAAAAUCUUUUUUGGUUUAUUUACAUGUCUUUGAUUUUAGUGCAUGUCCUUUUUUGUUUUAGUGCUUAAACACAAAGGACCAAAACUUCAAAGUUUUUGAUGUCAAGCUAAAUUCUCAGAAGGAAAGACUGUUUUAAUAUUGGAAUCUGUCCAGAAAGGAGUUGAGUAAAACUUAAAUGAGAAUGUUAGCUCAAUAGAUUACCAUUAACUAGGUAGAAGCAUUUUAAACACUUAAAAAUUGUAUUAAGAAGUACAUAUAGAUUAAAUUAUUUGUCCAUUUGCUGUACUAUGGUGGGUUUUAAUGGAAAAAAUUGUAAACAAGUGAAGGCCCUCAGCAGUAAACUUUAUGUAAACAUUCACAAAUUCAAUCUGUAGAAUCCUAACUUCGUUUUUAGCCUUGCAAGUUUUUUUAGGAUUCACUGCUGUGCACCUGAAUAUGCACACAAUCAUGAAGAGGAGCACUUGAUUACAGCUGAGCUAUUCAAUGUGGGAUCAUGUCCUUGUCUAGCCUUCUGUACUCUUAGGAACUUUAAUACUUCAAUCAUGAAAAUUUAUCUGCAUUUCCUACUGAUAUAUCAAUUGAUUUGUAGUAGUUAAUCUUGGGUGAUAAUCUGGCAAUCCUGCAUGGUAUCAGUUGAAUUAACUAAAAAUGGAUAGGUGGCAUCCUGCCAGUUUUUAGGCUGUGCCCAAAUUGAGUUUCUGUCCAGUUACUUAAAUGCAUUGUUUUCACUAGUGCAAAGGGUUUUUGUAAUCUAUAGUUCCAGUGUCAAUUAGCCUUCCGAAAGAUGUUUUAGGCAGGAAUUGUUCCUUUUAACAUACUGGCUUCCUAGUUAUAUACCAUAUUGCUAUGUGCUUGUGUAACAAAUUCUAAGUGACUUGCAGUCUGUGAUAAUCCUAAACUGUUAACGACUUUCACUGUCUUUUACCAUCUUCUCCAAAUUAAGUAUUAAAUAAAUCAAAUGCUACUUUUA
This is a messenger RNA of Rhincodon typus (whale shark), 3322 nucleotides long. Its product is annotated as cysteine and glycine-rich protein 1. Lineage: Eukaryota; Metazoa; Chordata; Chondrichthyes; Orectolobiformes; Rhincodontidae. Gene Ontology annotation, molecular function: structural constituent of muscle; actinin binding. Gene Ontology annotation, cellular component: Z disc; cytoplasm; nucleus. Gene Ontology annotation, biological process: sarcomere organization; muscle tissue development. The record is from RefSeq and is a predicted model, not a curated record. The transcript has 6 exons. The coding region runs from base 118 to 699 and encodes 193 amino acids.